AUGAGGCUCUUCAAUAUCCUUGUCAAAUCUUGGUAUUGUCAGACUUUCAAAUUUGCUUUCACCUUCAGCUUGUUAUUCUCCACCGGAGUACCCAAGCUGGACUUCGAGACAGUGUCGCUCUAUUCCUUGAUCGUCUAUGCCAAGGACAACCAAGGAGCCACAGCUUCACAGACCAUUUUAAUCCAGAUUGCAGAUGUGAAUGAGCCACCCAUCUUCACCGGAUCCCUUGCUCAGAAAAACCAAGUUACUGAGAUUUAUAUCCUAGAAGACACUGCCCCGGGCACAGUCAUUUACAGAGCAGCAGCCAAGGACCCAGAGAAUGCUAUUUUGCAGUACUUCAUUUCCCCGGAGGGCUCUGACUUCACAAUCGACAGCGUUGGAACAAUUUCCACAGCAAAGGCUUUUGAUUUUGAAAGUGAAGCUAGAAGUUUUUCACUCGUUAUUAAAGUGGUUGAUCCUGGAGGACUGUUUGCUGCUGGAAACCUAAAGAUUUUCCUCAUUAAUGUUAACAAUAAGGACCCCAUUCUCACUUGCAGUUUAUUCAAUAUUGAAAAUGCUGUUACUUCUAUAAACUCAACUCUGCACAAUAAAGUUGACAUCACCCUGUAUGAAGAAAUUCCAAUUGGGGAAAGGAUCGGAGUAUGCCAGGCAACUGAUGCAGAUAACUUGGGAGAUUUAACCUUUGCCCUAGAUCCAUGGAAUGUUUACUUUGCAGUUGACAAAGAAAGGUACACAGGGAAGGAGGUGAUUGCAAAAGAUACUGUAGUUGCAAAACUCACAUGUCAUGACCUUGAUGAACCUCCGGAUACAAUCCAUUACGUUCCUAGUUUGGGCCCACUUGGGUCUGGACAACUCUUUGAGCAAAUUCCAAAUGCUGAAAAUUGCAUCCAGGUUUCCCAAGAUUUGGAUUACGAAAACCCAGAGGUGGUUGCAGCUGGACAUAUCUAUGAAAUGAUGAUUUCAGUAUUUGAUGACCUCCGUCCCUCCCAUACAGUAACUGUGACAAUCAUUGUGGAGAUUGUUCCUGUCAACGACUUCAGUCCUGUAUUUAAAGCUGCCCACUAUUCAUUCUCUGUUCCAGAAACAUCAGGAGCUUUUUACAAAGUUGGAAGAGUGACUGCUAUCGAUGAAGACUACCCACCAAAUUGUGUAACAUACAAAAUAACCAAGGGAGACAUCCAGGUUAUACAAAGAUUCUGGAUUCACCCUUUCUCUGGAAUGAUUGAACUCACUACACAGCCAGACUAUGAAUCUGUGAAGCAAUAUAAUCUCACUGUGGAAGCUGUGGAUUGUGACAAAUUUCAUCCUCGCACAGCAAUGACUACGGUGACUGUUGACAUCGAAGAGGAGAAUGAUGAAGCACCUGUCUGCACACCCUCUCUACAUAAGGCAGUCAUUUUUGACAAUAUUGCUGCUGGGACAAAUGUCAACGGCUUCAAACUAAACUGCCACGACAGAGAUUCACAAGAUUAUGAAAUGCGCUUUGAGAUAGUUUCUGGAAACGAGAAUCAUCAUUUUGGGUUUGACCCAACUCGAGGUUCAGAUACUCCAAAAUUAAUUGUGAAGAAUCCUUUUCACUUUGAAUCCGGAGCUGAACUGCAGCGGCAGUACCAUCUUGUGGUGCAUAUCAUCGAUGACAACCUGAAACACGGCAAACCCACCAAGCCCAGAACAGGCACCACCAUUAUAGAUAUUUAUGUGAAAAGAGCCAAUAUGCCACCUCCUCCAACCACCAGUUCUGAACAAAGGGAAGGUCUGACCAUUGUGUACACAGCUAUCAACACGUACAGAUCCAACGACUGGUAUAUUCCUUUCAUCUUCACUCUGAUGGCUGUUUUCCUUGCUGGGUUUGUUGUCUGGGUAUGUUUCUUGUUUUGGAGGUAUGGAAACGUUAUGGAAUGCUGUUGGAAUAUGCCCAAGGAAGCCUCCAAGCCCAAACCCAGUGAUCCCAAACAUACUCUAUCUCAGAAACAGUACAGCUUAUUAUUGAAUUCUACCUGA
This is a messenger RNA of Tupaia belangeri chinensis (Chinese tree shrew), 2001 nucleotides long. RefSeq names its product cadherin-related family member 3. The transcript is spliced from 15 exons. Bases 1 to 2001 code for a protein of 666 amino acids. Gene Ontology annotation, cellular component: adherens junction; membrane. Gene Ontology annotation, molecular function: calcium ion binding. The record is from RefSeq and is a predicted model, not a curated record. Lineage: Eukaryota; Metazoa; Chordata; Mammalia; Scandentia; Tupaiidae. Gene Ontology annotation, biological process: homophilic cell-cell adhesion.